This is a messenger RNA of Pseudocercospora fijiensis CIRAD86, 450 nucleotides long. RefSeq lists its product as uncharacterized. NCBI's taxonomy places the organism in Eukaryota, Fungi, Ascomycota, Dothideomycetes, Mycosphaerellales, Mycosphaerellaceae. The record is from RefSeq and is a predicted model, not a curated record. The transcript is spliced from 6 exons. The coding region runs from base 1 to 450 and encodes 149 amino acids.
AUGUACCCUAAAUCUCCCUUCCCAUCUCGAGGUCUCCUGUUGAGCUCGGUUCGUCCCCAAGUCAGUGGAGUCAACAGUAUAUGUAAUGCAGUGGCCGGUCAGGAUGUAAGUGGUGACAAAUCAUCGUGUAACCCGAAUCCAGAAGUUGACACUAUGGGCUGCCUAGUGGGAAGAUUCAAGAGAGUUGCUGAUGAUCGGGGGUACUUGCCUUCGGGCCUGUUGGCACAUGAGAUAUUGGGCUUUGAGCAACUAGAGCUGCGCACCUGCCUCCAGAUUCGUGCACUAUCAUCACUCGUGCAGAGAUCCCGGUAUACCGUCAACUGCUGGAGCGACCAUGAGCGCUGUCAAGUGGAGGGUUCAGCUUCCGCAUUGACUUUCUGGGCUGCUGUACAGGGCAGAUCUACUGUGAUCUUCGUAGAAGUCCGUCCACAGCGCACUGAAAAGAAUUAG